Toxorhynchites rutilus septentrionalis is the source of this 593-nucleotide messenger RNA. RefSeq lists its product as uncharacterized. The coding region runs from base 65 to 430 and encodes 121 amino acids. NCBI's taxonomy places the organism in Eukaryota, Metazoa, Arthropoda, Insecta, Diptera, Culicidae. The record is from RefSeq and is a predicted model, not a curated record. The transcript is spliced from 2 exons.
AUCCAGUUAUAUGAAUAUAAAUACAUAAGCUAGCAGUCUGAUUUUAUUUUGAUACCCAUAAGAUAUGGCUUUGUUCCAGCAACCUCGAUGGCUACGACGAUGGAUCCGUCGGCGGAUGAAUCCUAUACCAAUAGACAGAGCUGCUCUAUGGAAAAAGCGACUAAGCGUUAUGUAUGGCCUUUUAGCUUGGAAUGCACUUGGCUGGAUAGGGUAUAUGAUCUAUACCGGUCGGAACGAUUGGCCCCGGUUUUACGGUUAUAAAACGGAGGAGGAAGCAGCAAUGUCACAGGCGAUCAGAUAUGCCAAGCAACUGAAUAUGCCUAAUGCACAUGUGAUGAAAUUCUCCGGAUUCUCAAAAACGGACGAAUAUGAACUAAAAGACAUGGAAGUAAUCCAUGACAGCGUAGGUCCAAAGGAAAGUUCGGAUUAAUUGCAAACUAGUGCCGUAGAAUUUUGUAGAUACAUUCUGUUUAAUAAUGGAUAUUAUCGAUAAAACAUAGAUCGUUAAAAAAUCUGUAAAAGUCUACCAAUUGUAACCAACUUUAAGUUCGUUAACAGUCGUAAUGAGUAAAAGGCACUAUGGUCGUUAAUAA